Messenger RNA from Aspergillus novofumigatus IBT 16806, 501 nucleotides. RefSeq names its product Zn(II)2Cys6 transcription factor domain-containing protein. Gene Ontology annotation, biological process: regulation of DNA-templated transcription. NCBI's taxonomy places the organism in Eukaryota, Fungi, Ascomycota, Eurotiomycetes, Eurotiales, Aspergillaceae. The record is from RefSeq and is a predicted model, not a curated record. The transcript is spliced from 4 exons. Bases 1 to 501 code for a protein of 166 amino acids. Gene Ontology annotation, molecular function: zinc ion binding; DNA-binding transcription factor activity, RNA polymerase II-specific.
AUGCUUAAGCUCGAGGAACAUGCAUCAUCCACUCGAAGAGAUCUGCAAUUCGACUCGCUUGUUAGUCCUACGAAUUCCAAGGUUGCUAUUCCUCGGAUUGUGCGCCCCCAGCCACGAAACGCAAUCCGCCGUGCUAAGAGAGCAUGCCUGGAAUGCAGACAUCGAAAGACGAGAUGUGACGGCUACCAGCCAUGCCAUCAAUGUGACUUUUUCAAUGUCGCUUGCGAGUAUGCUGAGGGGAAGCAAGAGAGAGCCAAGAGACGAGUUGUAGAACUUGAAGAACAAAUUGGUGUGUACGAUCCAGUAGAUGCCCAGGACCGAGAGAUGAUCGAUAGAGUUCUCAAUCGGGUAUUUGGAGCGGGAAAACCGAUAGUUUGGGAGCAGGAAGGCCAGUACCGAAACAAUCGGCAAGUAAACCAGAUUUGGUUGAUCGCCAUCAAUAUGGAACACCAAAGCGGUGAAAAAAUACAGGUGUUGGCCAGUUUGGCAGAGGCGGCAUAG